This is a messenger RNA of Alternaria alternata, 2518 nucleotides long. Its product is annotated as ankyrin repeat and BTB/POZ domain-containing protein 1. Bases 471 to 2426 code for a protein of 651 amino acids. Lineage: Eukaryota; Fungi; Ascomycota; Dothideomycetes; Pleosporales; Pleosporaceae. Gene Ontology annotation, cellular component: ubiquitin ligase complex; cytoplasm. The transcript is spliced from 2 exons. The record is from RefSeq and is a predicted model, not a curated record. Gene Ontology annotation, molecular function: protein binding.
CGCUUGACCUUGCGAAUGAUACCAAAGGACCCAUGGCCUAUACAAUGUCAGUACGCGUCUCCCGUCAUACUCCCAGGUCCGGCCGUACCAAUCUUCUCGAGCACAUCGUACUUUUCUUCCUCGGGCAUGGUGAAGGUAUUGCUAUUGCUCAAAAGACAUGCAAUUAUGGAAUGUAGGUAAGGGUAGCAAGCUGCUGGGUUAGUAGAGGUCGAAGGUAGUGACGGGUGUAGAUUAUGUACAAUGAAUGGGUGGGAUGGAAGCCAGGUUUCCUUGGUGUUUGGGCCUGUUUACGCUAACGCCCGUCAACCCAGCAACGCCCACGUUUUGCAGUUGCCAGGUGGGACGCACCCUUGUCACCGGCCUUAUCGAUAGCACGCCGAUCUACGCCGCCACUCGUCAUCGCAUAACAAUCAGUAGUCACUCUCGCAAUAUGUCGGGGCCAGCGAGUGAAUCCACUUUUUGCCACAGCCAUGGACGUCAAGAAGAAGUACGAGAUCGAGGCGGCCCUCGCGACAGAAGCCCAGGCCAUCUCGUCGGGCCAGCUCAAGGAAGAGAACCCGCUAGACUUGAGCGAUGAUUUCAGGGUCUUUUGUGAGGCUUGUCGGAGGGGAGACUUAAAGGUUUGCCAGGAGAUGAUCUCGACGGGUGUGAACAUCAACGCCAGGGAUAAAUUCGAUUAUACACCUCUUAUCCUAGCUAGUCUCUGCGGUCACUACGAAGUCAUAAGGUUGCUCCUUGAAAACGGCGCACUCUGUGAAAGAGACACUUUUCAAGGGGAACGAUGCCUGUACAACGCCCUCAACGACCGUAUACGCAACUUGCUAUUAUCCUACGAUUACGCGAAAGCUUCCAACCCCCUCCAACCGCUGGCGGCGCACAUUACUUCACUCCUCACGAGGACUUCGCCUAAGACGACAGACAUCACAAUUACAGCCUAUGGUCAAGAAUUCCAUCUUCAUAAAUUCCUCCUCGCGGCACGAUCGCCGUACUUUGCGAAGAAGCUGGAAGCAGCACCGAACACGGCCUCGUGGAAGCUACCAAACACCAUACCCGCAGAGUCGCUAGGCGUGGCAUUGCAGUAUCUCUACUUCCAAGAAGUCUCAAUACGCAGAGCGUUACAUGGAUUGAGUGAUGAGCAGGAGCUAGUGGUGCUAAGCGGCAUAGAUAAGAUUGGCAAGCAGCUAGAGAUAGAACGUUUGUUCGAAGAUAUUACAGAAGUCUCGGAUCGAAGAUUGUUGCGUCAGCGACGCGCGGAGGAAUUGGAACGGGGCCGAGAUCAACUAGAAGGCUGGUUCAAGAACAACGUCCUCCGGCACAAGCGGGUCGUAGACACUGCAAAGGUGGACAACAUACAAUGGGACCGGGAGAACUCCAUCUUCGCCGACAUACUACUGCGUGCCGACGAUGAUGACGAGGAUCAAGAUUCCGAGGGCACCGAUCGGUCACCAGGGCCAUCAGAGUCAUCCACGCCACCUGUGCGAAACACUCCAGGUCCUCUGUUAGGAAUACCAGUCGGACCUGGUCGCGCACGUUCGAGGUCGCCUUCGCGUCAACAAGCGCCUCGUAAAUCAACUAUCUUCCCCGCGCACCGAGCUAUGCUAUUGCGUUCUGAGUACUUCCUGACCAUGUUCAGCUCGCAGUUCAAGGAAGCACAAGACACACCGCAUCUACAGAUUGUGACUAUCGACUGCUCGCCAGCAGUUUUGGAGACUAUCCUUACAUUCAUGUAUACCGAACGUGCUGACUUUGGUUUGGAUAUUGCAAUCGAUGUGCUCUUUGCGGCAGAUCAGCUCUUCAUCGAGAAGCUGAAGCAACGCGCCGCUAUUAUCAUUUCCGCACUGGGUAACGGCGCAACCUCAGCAGUCGAGUCAGAUAACCCACGGGGUGCUACAGAUGCAGAUGAAGCAGUGGACAUCUAUGAAGUCAUCCGAGCCGGGUGGGACACAAGAGUACAGCGGCUUGAAGAAUUUGCUGCGCGAUACAUCGCCUACCGGCUGGAACACUACAUAGACCAACCUGAGUUUGCAGAGCUAGUCCAGGAAUCUGCAAAUCGCGUCAAGGCACGUCAAGAGACCGAUACUGUCGAACUCGUCGACGACAUCCGAUACUACCUGUCGGAACGAUUCAGGCUUCGCUUUGAGGACAGCGGGCUGGAUGAGAUGAUGGAUGAGAACGCAGCUAUGCAAGCCAGUGCCGAUGGAGAUCUUGUUGAUGCUAUGGGCGAUUUCGCGCUAGAGGACGGUAUACCUAAUAAGGUGCAGCAAGAUGAGAACAUGGCGUCGGUCGAGCAGCAAAUUGCUGCUGGUGUCAUUAGAAAUCUGGAUGGCGAGGAAGUCGGUGAUGAAUUUGCUCAAGAUGCGAUGAACUAUCAAAUCCUGCUAGGGAAGAUAGAUACGUUGCUUGAGAAGCUAAACUUGGAUGCUUAGACAGAGAAUCCAACCAAGCUUCAUGCUAGAUGCAAAUUCACUUGCAUGGACCGUAGCCCUUCAAGGCACACGGUCUUGCUGUCGUGCCGCAA